This is a messenger RNA of Dendronephthya gigantea, 2535 nucleotides long. Its product is annotated as lissencephaly-1 homolog. NCBI's taxonomy places the organism in Eukaryota, Metazoa, Cnidaria, Anthozoa, Malacalcyonacea, Nephtheidae. Gene Ontology annotation, molecular function: protein binding. The record is from RefSeq and is a predicted model, not a curated record. Bases 210 to 1457 code for a protein of 415 amino acids. The transcript has 15 exons.
GCACGCAUGCGUGGGCGUGAGGCUUGCUGGGAAGGACAUCGUUGAUGAAACCGGUCUCUGAAAUAUUUUCAUUUUUCGUCGCAAAAUUGAUUGAAUUUCUUUCAUUAUUUCGCCCAGGAAAUUGCACUUGAGCUAUGAAUACGAUGUGUACGUCAAGGACGUGAUGAGACUGCUUGUGGCAUUCUCCGAAGUGUAAAGGAAUUUAUUGUAUGCUUGGUUCUAUAAAAAUGGUGCUGACACCGCGACAAAAGGAGGAAUUGCACAAGGCAAUUGCAGACUAUCUUCAAUCCUCUGGAUACUCAACAACUUUAGAAGCUUUUAAAAAUGAUGCAAAUUUGCCAGAGGAAAUAGACAAAAAAUAUUCUGGAUUACUUGAAAAAAAAUGGAUCUCGGUUAUUCGACUACAGAAAAAGGUGAUGGAAUUAGAGACGAAAUUGGCUGAAGCUGAAAAGGAAGUCCAUUUUGGAGGUGGAAAUAAAAAGAGUCGAUCUGCGGCUGACUGGAUUCCGAAACCUCCUGAGAGAUAUACGCUGACUGGUCAUAGAAGUCCAGUAACCAAAGUACUUUUUCACCCAGCGUUUAGUGUAAUGGUAUCUUCAUCAGAGGACGCCACAAUAAAAGUCUGGGAUUAUGAAGCUGGUGACUUUGAGAGAACUCUAAAAGGGCACACGGAUGCUGUCCAAGAUCUAGCUUUUGACCACACAGGGAAAUUCCUUGCGUCGUGUUCAGCUGACUUAACUAUUAGGCUAUGGGAUUUUCAAGGUUUUGAGUGUAUCAAAACACUGCAUGGUCACGAUCAUAAUGUAUCGUCAGUUUGUUUCAUGCCCUCCGGGGAUUUUUUGAUAUCGUCGUCUAGGGAUAAAACUAUAAAAAUAUGGGAAGUUGCCACCGGGUACUGUGUUAAAACCUUACAAGGUCAUCGAGAAUGGGUGCGAAGAGUUAGGGUGAAUACGGAUGGUUCUUUAUUAGCAAGUUGUUCGAAUGACCAGACGGUACGCGUGUGGUUAUUCGCUAGUAAGGAAUGUAAAUGCGAAUUGCGUGAGCACGAUCACGUGGUUGAAGAUAUCGCGUGGGCGCCCGAUUCCGCUACCACGCAUGUCAACGAAGCCUCUGUGGCUGAGACUGGUAAAAAAGGUGCAAGUCCUGGUCCAUUUCUGGCGACGGCAUCUCGAGAUAAAACAAUUAAAUUAUGGGAUAUUAGUGCUGGUGUUUGUUUACUAACAUUGACGGGUCAUGACAACUGGGUUCGUGGUGUUAUGUUCCAUCCUGGUGGGAAAUAUAUUGUUAGUUGUUCUGAUGACAAGACGUUAAGAAUGUGGGAUUUUAAGAAUAGGCGAUGCGCCAAAACUUUAGUCGCUCACGAACACUUCGCAACUUGCUUAGAUUUCCACAAAACUGCUCCGUUCGUUGUCACCGGCAGCGUCGACCAGUCCAUACGAAUUUGGGAGUGUCGUUAACAUGCGGCUGUCGUGUCUGCUAGAACCAGGUUAUUCGGUGCCUUGGCAUCGAGGCGAUAUUUACAAUGCCUGCUGCGAUACGCGCAUUUCACAUUGAGAGCGAUUGUAGGAUAACGAGUGAGUGAGAGAGAGUAUAAUGAAAGAAUGAAACAGCAAUAUACGAACUAUCCCCCAUCCCCCGUGCCCAGCAAAAGAGAAAGACAAAAUUAAAUUAUCAAACAGCUCUAAAUUUGCACAAAUUCAAGGUACUGCGCGCGCCACACGCCGGAAUUUUUGUCUAACCUGGUUGCAAUCCUAGACAAACCGCAUACUUUGCUGUCUGUGAUUUUUUGUAGUUUUAAACGCUGGAGGAAUAAACCGAUUUGGCUUGGCAGUUCUUUGUCAUAAAUUCGAAAGCUCGGUGACUGCAUGCUGUCAUUCAUGUUAGAGAAAACUUCAGAAUACAGCAAAAUAACUAAGUAUGAGAAUAAGUGCUCUAUAGGUGAUCCUGAAGAAAUCAAAAAAGAACUAGCUAGCAUCGUUGGGGAUUACUUUUGCUGGCACUGAGCACUUAAGUUUUUGUAAAAAUGCUCGCUCAAAAAUGCUGUGUCUGCUAUCCAUUUUAGUUUGCGAAAACGUUAGAAUAAAGCAAACUAACAAAGUUUAAGAGUGGUAACUCCUAUCAGGGCCUAAUUCAAACAAGAACUGGCAUUCUUUCGCUGGAAACACCCAACUUUUUGGAGCAAAUUGCUUCAUCAUUUGCAUUGCGAGUUGUCUAGCACUGCGUUGCGUUUACACCAAAAGCCCGCGAUUCACUGCAUGGGCCUAUAUUUUUAUUAUUUUAUUAGGGCUGUGGUGUAAACGCUGCAACAGUAAGGCGCAAUUCUCUUUCGGAGUAAAACUCCACAAUUUGAGCACGCAGUAUCUUGAAGAAGCAAAUUAGCAUUAUAUAUUGUAUAUCACAUGAAGUACUAGAAAAAUCUAAAAACAUGGUGCUUGGAUUAAUUAGGAUCAACAUUAAAUAUAGGCGCUGCUGAAGAGUUUUUUUCAGCAUAUAAUAAAUAAAGUGUAACUGUAGAUUUUCAUAAAUCCCUUGUCU